Messenger RNA from Vespula vulgaris, 693 nucleotides. Its product is annotated as zinc finger protein 512B-like. The transcript has 3 exons. The record is from RefSeq and is a predicted model, not a curated record. Bases 52 to 669 code for a protein of 205 amino acids. NCBI's taxonomy places the organism in Eukaryota, Metazoa, Arthropoda, Insecta, Hymenoptera, Vespidae.
CUGUGAUAGGCAAUACAGAUCACCCCCACAUUGCUCUAACCGACGUGCAAGAUGCUCGUAUUACGAUUUAUUUUAGUGACCGUCGCCGUGGUAGGAGCGAAGGCUUCGCAUUUUUCGUCAUACGAAGGCCACCAUGGUUUUUCUAGUCAUCCAAAGCUCAUCUCACAAUCGGUCCAACUCAACGAAGUACCUACGAAAAUUAUCAAGGUCACUAAAACUGUAGCUAUCAAGGUUCCUGUCCCGUAUCCAGUUAAGGUGCCCCAUCAUAUACCGGUUCCAGUGCCUGUGAACCAUCCUGUGGCUGUUCCGGUUCCGCAGAUAGUGAAAGUUCCUGAACACGUGCCAGUAGAGGUGGAGAAGCCGGUUCCAGUCGAGGUUCAUCAGCAAGUGCCGGUAGUGGUCUCGAAGCCGGUACCUUUGCCACAACCAGUACCCGUACCACAUCCAGUAACUGUUCCAAAGCCAGUAUUUUAUCCUGUACCACAUCCAAUACCUUAUCAACAAUCGGAAGGACAUUCUGCUGGAUAUUCUACAGGAUAUUCUGGAGGAGAGGGAGAUCAUAUCGGUCAUGAGUCUAGAUAUACCACUUAUACCGUUCAAUCACCAGGACAUUACGAACAAGAACAUUUCCAACCUUCGCAACCGGAUCUAUCAUCGGAACAUCAUUAAUCAUCAUAAUCAUUUUCCUUUAGA